Beauveria bassiana ARSEF 2860 is the source of this 1626-nucleotide messenger RNA. RefSeq names its product ricin-type beta-trefoil lectin domain-containing protein. Bases 1 to 1626 code for a protein of 541 amino acids. Lineage: Eukaryota; Fungi; Ascomycota; Sordariomycetes; Hypocreales; Cordycipitaceae. The transcript has 2 exons. The record is from RefSeq and is a predicted model, not a curated record.
AUGCUUCACGCUUCUGCCAUCUACACCAACCUUUUCGCCGCGGUACUCGCCGCUGGCAACCCUCUCCUGCCCCGCACCGUUGACAAACUCAACAAUGUCGCUUUCAAGGAGGCCCAACAGCGCGACGAUGCGGCCACCCGCGCUCUCGCCAACGUGCAGAUCAAAACGGCCGACGACCGCUGUCUCUUUGUCGAUGUCCUCUCCGGCGACUCCCGCGCCAACCUGACGCCGCUCCAAAUCGCCGACUGCAGCAGCGUGUCCGCCGGCCAAGGCUUCGACGUGGUCACCAAGGGCAAGCACAAUGACAAGCAGGACCAGGCGCUCGUGGUGAGCACCCUGACCCAGGCCUGCCUGAGCUUUGAUCCACGACGGCCGUCGGAUUCCCAGGUGCACAUGUUCUCCUGCGGUGGGCGAGCGGACGGCGGCGGCGAGGUGUCUGACUCGCAGCUCUUUGCGUUUAACAGCACCGGGGGCACCGAGGGCACCAUUGCGCUCACGCCGCAAAACAGCCCCGGCCAGUGCCUGGUAGCGGCCGUUGACAAGGUCGUCAUCGCCGUCUGCGACGACAAGGACGACAAGCAAAAAUUUACCUUUGGUGGCGACGCCGGAAAGAGCAGCGAUGGGAAUAUUAGUCAGAGCAGACAGCCCACGCCUAGCUCGACCGUUGUUGGUGAGACACCCAGCGCCGACGUUGACCUCUCGAGCACCGCGAAGCCUUCCAAGUCACUGAACAUUUCAACGCCUCUACCUCUGAGACCUCCCGCUCCAUGCAGCUUUAAUAUUUCAACCACCACCAGUAUUGUUACUGUCACUACCUUGCCAACGCAGACGCCCGCCCCGGGCAAAAAAGACGGCAAAAUCAGCGAUAUUGCUGACUGUAACGGUGGCAGCAAGAAGAAUGGCACCAGCACCGACACUAAUGGUAGCGAGAACAACGGCAUCGGCACGAAUACUGGUGGUAGCAACAACGUCAGUGGCAGUAAUAGCACUGUGGACUGCAACGGCAACAAGGACAACGACGCCGCAUCCAACAGUCGCAACGCGACGGCCACCACCACUCGCUUGCCCAACGGCCAGCACACGGCCAACCCGACCACUCAAGUUCCCGUCUCGGGCGCCGGCGGAAGUCUCAACCCAACCGCCGCCGCCGCCGCCAACCAGUUUGACACGACGGCCGACCGUGCCCUCGAGAGCAUCAACCUGCGCGCCCCCGACGGCCGCUGCCUGAGCCUCGACCCGACCGCGGGCGAUUCUCGCCAGAACCUCAUCCCCGUCGGCCUCGCCACGUGCAGCGAGGACUCGCGGCAAAAAUUCGACGUCGUGACGCGGGGCAAGCACAACGACGGCAAGGACGGCAAGGCGCUGCUGGUCAGCGUCCUGACGAAUGGGUGCCUAAGCUUCGACAAGGGCGAAACGGCAACGUCUCAGCUGUUCCCGUUUGACGCCAGCAAAAACACCACCAUGGUCCUUCAGCCCAGCUCCGACGGCGGCAAGUUUUGUCUUGUGGCUGGCAAGGACAAGUUGGGCUCGGCCAGCUGCGAUAACCAAAAGGAUCAAGUUUUUGAGCUUGUCGAGGUUCUCCAGUCCACAGCUGCCAAGCUGGCUGCUAGUGCUGGUAAAUGCUAA